This is a messenger RNA of Mycotypha africana, 843 nucleotides long. Its product is annotated as mitochondrial carrier domain-containing protein. NCBI's taxonomy places the organism in Eukaryota, Fungi, Mucoromycota, Mucoromycetes, Mucorales, Mycotyphaceae. The record is from RefSeq and is a predicted model, not a curated record. Gene Ontology annotation, cellular component: mitochondrial inner membrane. Gene Ontology annotation, biological process: mitochondrial phosphate ion transmembrane transport. The annotation marks the transcript as partial. Gene Ontology annotation, molecular function: phosphate transmembrane transporter activity. The transcript has a single exon.
GUCAAACCCGGAUUGUAUAAAGGCGUUUUUAAUGGCUGGAAAACGAUUGCUAAGGCUGAAGGCUUCCGUGGCGUCUUCACCGGUGUAGGUCCUACUUUCAUCGGUUAUUCAUUGCAAGGUGCUGGAAAAUAUGGUUUCUACGAAGUCUUCAAAUACCAAUAUGGCAAACUUGUUGGAGAAGAAAAUGCCCAUAAAUAUCGUACCUUAGUUUACCUUACAGCUUCUGCCUCAGCGGAAUUCAUUGCUGAUAUCUUUUUAUGUCCUAUGGAAGCCCUUAAAGUACGUAUGCAAACCAGCAUUCCGCCAUAUGCCAAAACAACAAGCGAGGGCUUCCGCAAGAUUAUGGCGGCGGAAGGCUUAAAUGGAUUUUAUAAAGGGCUUGUACCCCUUUGGGCUCGUCAAGUACCUUAUACCAUGGUUAAAUUCGCCACCUUUGAAAAAACAGUGGAAAUCUUGUACAAGACGUUUAUGAGUAAGCCAAAAGCAGAAUACAACAAGAUGGAACAACUAGGUGUAAGUUUUGCGGGCGGGUAUAUUGCUGGUGUCUUUUGUGCCGUGGUUUCCCAUCCUGCAGAUGUUUUAGUUUCAAAACUAAACUAUUUGCCAAAGGUGGCUGCUGGUGAGACGCAAAAGGGCGCAAUGGACGUUAUGAAAGAUUUGGGUAUGCGUGGUUUAUGGACGGGUUUAGGACCGCGUAUAGUAAUGAUCGGUACAUUGACCGCUCUUCAGUGGCUGAUCUUUGAUGGUGUCAAAGUAGCUGUUGGAUUGCCUACAACUGGCAGCGCCACUGAAGACACAAAAGCGUCGGCAACCGAAGUUGAAAAAAAGGUUAAAUUUGAAUAA